UGAUCCUUCUUGCCUAUCUCUACCCGUUUGUUUAGCUUUCAAAGGUUAAGCAAUUGUAGUGUAUGUGCAGAGAACAGUUUCAGUUUCGUCAGUUUCUUUCUAUUCUUCUCUUCUUCUUUCAUUCAUACUUGGAACUUGCAAUACUACCCCAAUGGUUGAUGUUGAGUCGUUUCCCUUACUAUACGAUUUUAAAAAGGGUAGAUACAAGCGGUUCAUGAGAAAAUAUGGCAAUGUCAUUGGUAUAGCCAUCAUUUUCUUAUCGGCCAGUUGCAUAUGUUUAUACUUUGUAUCAAAAUCAGAUGGGCCUUUGGAUAGCCCAGUUAAAUAUAAGGGCCGUCUGAUCAAAGGAACCAAAGGCGCCGUUGCUGUUGAGGCAGAGGAAUGUUCCAAUAUUGGCGUUGAAAUCUUGAAAAAAGGCGGAAAUGCUGCUGAUGCAGCUAUUGCGUCUGCACUUUGCAUUGGUGUUAUAGACAGUUUUGCUACAGGCAUCGGAGGAGGUGGCUUUAUGCUUAUCCGAUCUCCCAACGGUACAUUCGAGUGUAUUGACUUUCGAGAAACUGCUCCAGAAGCAGCCACGCCGGACAUGUUUGUUAAAGAUCCACGCAUGGCCAAAGUUGGAGGCUUAUCUAUCGCUGUCCCGGGUGAGAUCAGAGGUUUAGAGUUGGCACAUAAAAGGCAUGGACGAUUGGCAUGGAAGGACUUGUUUGAGCCUUCUAUAAAACUAGCACGUUCAGGUUUCAGCGCCACGAAAUUACUGGAGGUUCGCGUCAAGGCUGAGGAGUCUUGGAUGGCAAAUAGCACAGAGUGGUCGCAAGUCUAUUUACCUAAAGGUGCAGCUAUUAAAGAAGGAGACAUAGUUAAGAGGCCUCAGCUUGCUGAUACUCUUGAGCAAAUUGCUAUAUACGGAGCUGAUGCAUUCUAUGAAGGGGAAAUCGCCGAAUCUCUUGUCAGGACCAUACAGAACGCGGGCGGAAUGAUCACUUUAAAGGACCUUAAAGAAUAUCAGCCAGUUAUUAGACCUACGUUGAGCACUUAUUAUAAUGGUCGCAAAGUAACCACUUGCUCACAACCUACCAGUGGCCCUAUGUUACUAAGUGUCCUGAAUUUGCUGGAACGAUAUCAAUUCAAAGCGGAGGAUCUCACAAAUCUGACUAUUCAUAGACUUAUUGAAGCUUUCAAAUUCGGUUUUGCAUUCAGAACGGAAAUGGCUGACCCUGACUACAUAGAGAACAAGAACAGAAUCAGAGAAAUGCUUACCAAAGACUAUGCAUCAAAAGUGCGUCAAAGAAUCACAGACGACACAACACAUGAUCCUUUAUAUUACGGACCAAAAUAUGAUCAUAUUGAAUCACAUGGAACAAUGCACUUAUCCGUCGUGGAUGAGAAUGAUGGAGCCGUCGCAUUGACAUCGACAGUUAAUUUAGUGUUUGGCUCUCAUAUUAUGGAUGGCGAAACAGGCGUGGUUCUUAAUGAUGAAAUGGAUGAUUUUUCUAUACCAGGUAUUCCCAAUGAUUUUGGUUUGUAUCCAAGUCCAAACAAUUAUGCAGGACCGAGUAAGAGGCCUCUUUCAUCAAUCACUCCAACUAUUAUUGAGAAGGACGCUAACUUCGAAAUGGCAAUCGGUGGUUCGGGUGGAUCUAUGAUUCCUACGGCAACAUUAACAGCAAUGCUCAACCUGCUAGAUUUUGGAAAGGACCUUUACACUAGUAUUGCCUCGCCGCGAGCUCAUCAUCAGUUACUACCAAAUUUAGUCAUACUGGAAAAUGGUUAUUCAAGGGAUAUACAGCGUGAACUUGAGCUAAAAAACCACAUCACUUUAAGAAUUUCUCCUGAAUAUUCAGUUUCUGCGGUUCAGGCUGUUAGGCGUUUGUCUGAUGGCAGUGUUGAAGCCGCCAGCGACCCUCGGAAGAUGGGUUUAGCUGCCGCUUAUUAGCGUAGUGCACGUUAAUAUAUAUCCCUUCAGUCAUGUCUAAUCAAACUUAAACUUUGCGAUCAUUGUAUUAUAAUUUGAUAUGAAGCAAUUUAUUUCCAUUAACUUAUAAUAGCAAAUUACUAUCACUUUUAAAUAAAUUCUUAUGCAACA
This is a messenger RNA of Mycotypha africana, 2083 nucleotides long. Its product is annotated as gamma-glutamyltranspeptidase. Lineage: Eukaryota; Fungi; Mucoromycota; Mucoromycetes; Mucorales; Mycotyphaceae. Gene Ontology annotation, biological process: glutathione catabolic process. The transcript has 13 exons. The coding region runs from base 152 to 1933 and encodes 593 amino acids. The record is from RefSeq and is a predicted model, not a curated record. Gene Ontology annotation, cellular component: plasma membrane; fungal-type vacuole. Gene Ontology annotation, molecular function: glutathione gamma-glutamate hydrolase.